Molecule: messenger RNA, 2369 nt
Organism: Apis mellifera (honey bee)
Lineage: Eukaryota; Metazoa; Arthropoda; Insecta; Hymenoptera; Apidae
Exons: 4
Coding region: 33-323 (96 amino acids)
Source: RefSeq, a predicted model, not a curated record
CCUUCUCCUUCUCGAGUCGACAAAUUUUCCCUAUGUUCCCCGUCGACACUGCACCUGUCGUGACAAAUGGAAACGAAGUUGAAGUGACAACUGAAGUCUCUCCGGGUUUCACGCGUCUCGAACUCCCCAGACCCCACCAAAGUGUUCACCAAACUCGAGGAACACCAGGUGUCAGCGGGCUUCAACCGAACGAACGAAGGAAGCAGGUAUUUGAGCACCACUGGCCCCCUCACUUUCACAUCAUCUACGAUGUUCCAGAAGGAGGUUUGAUGAAGGAAGUUGUCAUAGCCGUGGAAAAGGAUGGAAAAAUAAAUAAUUUAUAAUUUAUUAUAAUGGAGCGGCAAGUGGAACGUUUCACUUUCGUGUCCCGGACAUUGUCGGCCUGCAAUCACAGCCACCCACAUGACGGCCGUUCAUUCAUCCACGAUCAUUCCCUCCUCCUUAAUGAGACGCGCCACCUACGACCGGUUCGAUAUAAAUUAUGAUUCUUUCAUAUGGAACGCGCAUGCGUAAUCGUAUUUCCUCUGUCUCUCCCCUAUUUCAUACACGAUGUUCGUAUCCUUGUCCAGAGCAGAGGGAGAGAGAGAGAGGGGAGGAAGGACGCCGCCAGGUUCGCGAAUACCUGAGGAUGGAAACCGGUCUCUCGAAAUCGUCUAAGUCGAGAGGCGCAAAAGAAGCACGCCGAUCGCGACAGAAAUUCCAUUUCCAGAGGAGAUAACGCGUUUCAUUCGAGGAUUAGUCCUCUCCUAUUCGAAUUUGGGAAUACAAAGGAAGGAGGAGUAUAAGGAAUGAAACGUUUGAUGUGAGAGUGAGAUGAUGACCUGUUUCUUGAACAUCUUUCUGAAACAAUCAAAAUUCUGAAGAAUUCUGAAGGAAGACAAGAUUGGAUAUUAGGAGGAAAGAUGUUUUUUUGGGGGGAGAUGAAAAUUCUUAAAAAGAAAAUGUUUCUGAAAUAAUCAAAAUUCUGAAGAAUUGGAUAUUAGGAGGAAGAAAGUGAAAGAUGAUUCUUUUUGGGGGAGAUGAAGAUUCUUCUUAAAGAGAAAAUGUUUUUGAAACAAUCAAAAUUCUGAAGAAUUCUGAAAGAAGGUAAGAUUGGAUAUUAGGAGGAGGAAAAUGAAAGAUGUUUUUCUUGGGGGAGAUGAAGAUUCUUCUUAAACAAAAAAUGUUUCUGAAACAAUCAAAAUUUUGAAGAAUUCUGAAAGAAGGUAAGAUUGGAUAUUAGGAGGAGGAAAAUGAAAGAUAAAAUUGAAUCAGAAAGGCAUCAUCGAUGAUGCUAAACUGAUGGACAAAGUUCUAUUCUAAUUGAUUACUAUUCUCGACGCGUAUGAUUUCAAAAGAGGAAAAAAAAGAAAAAACAGGAAUACAACUGCGAAGGUCGAAUAUUUUAUUUUCUUGAAAACAAAUAUGUCGAUCUCGCACAAUUUUUUUUCCCCCUCUAAUAAAUGUUCAUUAUUAUCAUCCUAUUUUGAUCCUUCACUUCUCGAUUAAAUGCUCGAUAAUCUUACAUAAACUUUUAUUUCCGACGUGAAAAUUAGCGGACGCAAGACUUGGAUUAGCAAUCUAGUUUAGCAGCAACGGGGAAUAACGGUUCUCAAUUAGUAUCCAUCUCAGACAUCAAACUGAUUUUUCAAACUUAUAAAUAUUUAAAAAUAUCCGUUUAUAAAUAUAAAUAUUCCAAAAUAUUGAAUAUUAUAAUAAUUGUAACAAAAAUUUUGAUGGUAAUUAAUAAUAAUAACGUUAAAAUACUAUAAAGGAAUAAUUUUAUGAAAAAAAAAAAUAGUUCAUCGGGAAGAAAUUUCACUUACAUGCAUAAUACGAACACGCGCUUCGAUUUCUUCUGAUUCACACAAAUCAAUGCGUGUGGGGAGGUGCCUCUUGACGUGACACGAACAACGCAAUAAGUCACGAUGAGUUGGCGUUCAGGAAUUCGAGAGAGAUAAAACAGGACCUUAUAGAAAUACGAGGCAGGGAGGAACCUGCACCCCUCCAGCCCUUGCGUGCUUUAUCUACGCGGAGCAUCGUGGCAUGUUAAAUGUCCACGACGAACGAUCGGUCAAAAAGAGGAGGAGAAAGUCUGAAACGGAUUUUAUUAUAAAUGCGAAAAGAAAGUUAAGUUUAUCAAAUCUUUAUUAGAAAGAACCUUGAUAUUAUGUAGAACAUAAAGGAACGAAUAGUAUAUUUUUAUGAUAUUGUAAUUAUAAAUUGAUUAAAGGAUCAAGCUUCGAUUAAAUGCUAAUUGGAAGAACGUUAUUUAUGCUUGGUAACAAAUUGAUUAUUAGAUUAGAACGAAUAGCAGCGAAAAGUAAAUUAAUUUUUUCUUUUUUUUUCACAGAAAAAUAUGUUUUUACUCUUAAAGUUAUAUAAAAUAU